Molecule: messenger RNA, 573 nt
Organism: Capronia epimyces CBS 606.96
Lineage: Eukaryota; Fungi; Ascomycota; Eurotiomycetes; Chaetothyriales; Herpotrichiellaceae
Exons: 1
Coding region: 1-573 (190 amino acids)
Source: RefSeq, a predicted model, not a curated record
AUGCCUUCUUCCGUGUCAACCUCUCUCAUCCCCCUUUACAUCGCCGCCAGCUCUCUCGCUGGAGGGUUCGUUCACGCGCAACUUGGCGCUGACGCUCAAUCCGAACCCGACUGGUGCAUCACCAACUGCGACAUCACCAUCACCCCGACCAACCCCCGAAAGGCGACCUGCAAGGGCGACGAGACCGGCAAGGCGUUGGAGAAAUGCACAUGUGACGCCUUCAUGGCCAACAACGACCCGAUGAUUCUCUGCGUGCAAAAAUGCCCCGAGGACCAGCAGUUGGCGUAUGCGAAGAACCUGCCCAAUCUGUGUGGAAAGACGCUUUUCCCCUGGUUCGACUUGAGCACGACGCCCAACCCGCCGGCCGAGAACACCGCAGCCGCUGCGAGUAACCCUUCAAGGCCGACUGCCAGCGCGACAAACAGUGGAAGUGGAAGCCGAAGCGCUAUGGUCAUAAUGCCGGAAUCGUCCAAAGCCGAGAGUGCCAGGGCCCUGCUCGCCCACGCCGGUUUGGUUGGAUACCUAAUCCUCCUGGUGGGAGUGGGAGUGAUUAUAACCUUGUCGAUGUGUUAG